Telopea speciosissima is the source of this 883-nucleotide messenger RNA. RefSeq names its product protein DOG1-like 3. Bases 41 to 847 code for a protein of 268 amino acids. Gene Ontology annotation, biological process: DNA-templated transcription. The transcript has a single exon. Gene Ontology annotation, molecular function: sequence-specific DNA binding. NCBI's taxonomy places the organism in Eukaryota, Viridiplantae, Streptophyta, Magnoliopsida, Proteales, Proteaceae. The record is from RefSeq and is a predicted model, not a curated record.
UGCAAUCCACUUAACUCUUUUCUGUGGGUGUAGUAUACACAUGCAGCUCAGUUCUGAAAAGAAGAGAAAAAAAGCUAUCGAGAUGGAAGUAGUAGAAGAAGACCGAUGUCGCAGCUGUUUCAAUAGCUGGGUUAUGCAACAAGAAGUAGAUCUGCAAGAGCUCCUUCAAACACUAACCCAAUACCCAAGAGAUGAAGAAAAGCUUCGAAUGGUAGUAGAGAAGAACAUCCAACACUUCCAAGAGUAUAACGAGAAACGAACCAUUCUGGCCCAAGACCAUGCACCAUCUUUCUUCUGCCCAGCCUGGUGCACCUCCUUCGAGAAUUCCUUCCUUUGGAUCGCUGGUUGCAGGCCUACCCUCUCCAUCCGACUCGUCUACGCUCUCUGUGGUUCAGAACUCGAAGCUCAACUCGGCGAGUUCCUUAGAGGGGUUAGGAGGGGUAACCUUGCCGAGUUGUCAGCGAGUCAACUCAACCUUGUCAAUGACCUUCAUUGCAACACCAUCAGGGAGGAGGACAAACUGUCCUCCAAGAUGGCUAGUCUACAAGAGGAAAUAGCGGACCAGCCGCUUGCUCUGAUGGCAAUGGAGUCGAACCGGGUUGGAGACACUAGUGAGCGGGUGGACCGGGUUCUUGAUGGACACGCGCUUGGGUUGGCAGCCAUCUUGGAGGACGCCGAUAAGUUGAGGCUGCGAACGCUGAAGGAGCUGACGAACAUCUUAACACCACUGCAAGGAGUUGAUCUUCUGGUGGCAACUAGGAAGCUUCACCUCUCCCUUCACGAAUGGGGAAAGAAAAGGGAAUCCAAGCAGCGUCACAGCACAACCAUCUCCUGCUCAGCAGAGUAAUAAAGCCUACAAUAAAGAAUCUUCCUGGCCUCUUAU